AUGACUCAAUACAACAUCUCCAUCACCUCGGACAUCGUCUGCCCAUGGUGCUACAUCGGCCACACUCGCCUCAGCAAAGCCAUUGCGAAGCACAAGGAAUCCAAUCCCAACGAUACUUUCAAGCUCUCCUACAAACCCUUCUACCUCAACCCCGCCGCCCAAGUCCACGCCUCAGGUUCCGGCCCAGAACCACCACCGUUCCCCAUCCCGUCAAUCGAUCGCCGAGAAUACUAUGCAUCCAAGUUCGGCCCCCAGCGCGCCAAGCAGAUCGAGGCCAUGAUGAUCCAGACCUCCCACGACGAGGGCCUGGACUUCAAAUUUGGCGGCAAGACCGGGCCCUCCAGGAACGGACAUCGCCUGAUCCGCUACGCUCAGAACCACGGCGGUGAAGAUGCCCAGAACGCGGCCAUGAAGGGCCUGUGGCGCCGCUACUUCGAACAGGAAGUCGACAUUACCACGCUGGACACGCUCGUCGAGGUGGGCGUCGAGGCUGGUCUUGGCUCUGCGGAGGGGGUGAAGCAGUUUCUGGAGAGCGGCGCCGAGGCCAAGACUGUGGACGAGGAGGCCGAACAGGCCCGCGACAAGGGCAUCAGCGGUGUUCCCCAUUAUGAGAUACAAGGUUUGUACGAGGUGAGCGGCGCCCAGGAGCCGAGAGCGUUUGAGAUGUUGUUUAAGCGAUAUAAGGAUAGCGAGGCCAAGGCAGAAGCGGGAAAGACUGCCGCCAACGGCAGCGCCUGCUUGUAG
Cyphellophora europaea CBS 101466 is the source of this 744-nucleotide messenger RNA. RefSeq lists its product as uncharacterized. Bases 1 to 744 code for a protein of 247 amino acids. The record is from RefSeq and is a predicted model, not a curated record. The transcript has a single exon. Lineage: Eukaryota; Fungi; Ascomycota; Eurotiomycetes; Chaetothyriales; Cyphellophoraceae. Gene Ontology annotation, molecular function: oxidoreductase activity.